Messenger RNA from Anisakis simplex (herring worm), 936 nucleotides. The record is from the annotation of a GenBank genome assembly. NCBI's taxonomy places the organism in Eukaryota, Metazoa, Nematoda, Chromadorea, Rhabditida, Anisakidae.
UUGAGCUCCAAGUUGAGUAGGAAAUCAUCUCGAAAAUAUCUUCGUGCUGGUGCUAAGGAUACGCACAGUUAUGUGGGAUUCGCAAAUUUUCCAAAUCAGGUUUUCCGACGUGCUGUCAAAAACGGUUUUGAGUUCACGCUCAUGGUUGUUGGACAAUCCGGUUUGGGCAAGUCGACAUUCAUAAACUCGCUAUUCUCGACCGAAAAAACGCUUGCGCCAACGACUCAAAUCGAAGAGAAAACCGUCCGGCUGGUAGAGAACGGUGUGGCGUUGAACCUGACUUUGGUGGAUUGUCCAGGAUUUGGCGAUGCUAUUGACAAUAAUAAAUGUUGGGAGCCAGUUGUGGAUUUUGUGGAGCGAAAAUACUUGGAGUAUUUCUCAGAGGAGACGAAAAUCGAACGAUGUGCAAUCAUUCCAGACAAACGUGUUCACUUGUGUCUCUAUUUCAUAGCACCGACUGGACACGGAUUGAAGCAAUUGGAUAUUGAAUUCAUGAAACGUUUGCAUGAACGUGUAAACGUGAUUCCAGUUAUUGCGAAGGCUGAUACGAUGACUGCUGAUGAGUUGAUUAGAUUCAAGGCACAGAUAACGAAGGAAUUGAACGAAAACAACAUCAAACUGUAUAAAUUUCCUGAAAUAGAGGACGAAGAUGAGAAGAAACAGUUCGAUCCACUUAGAGAGCGAGUCCCGUUUGCCGUCAUUGGUAGCAAUCAGGUGAAAGAAGUGAACGGGCGUCGAAUUCGUUAUCGUGAAUAUCCGUGGGGAGUGGUCGAGGUGGAGAAUUUAAAGCACAACGAUUUUAUUGCACUUCGAGACCUGAUUAUAAGGUGCGGAAAUUUAUUCGAUUAUCAUUUCAGACUUUUAGCUGGUUCAGUAGAUAAUUGUUUUGAUGUAGACUUCAAGAGAAUGGUAUUGAGUUCAGUGAUCAUUUCUUGA